Molecule: messenger RNA, 2236 nt
Organism: Mizuhopecten yessoensis (Yesso scallop)
Lineage: Eukaryota; Metazoa; Mollusca; Bivalvia; Pectinida; Pectinidae
Product: glucose dehydrogenase [FAD, quinone]-like
Exons: 12
Coding region: 105-1901 (598 amino acids)
Molecular function (GO): oxidoreductase activity, acting on CH-OH group of donors; flavin adenine dinucleotide binding
Source: RefSeq, a predicted model, not a curated record
GCUACUCGGAAUACAUGAAGAAGGAAGUCAACAAUUUAAGAAGUCCACUACAUUGAUACUACACACAGACUAUAACAUGCCCAGUAUAUACUACACAUACAAGGAUGGAUAAGUUCUUACUGACGUCAUGCAUGACUGCUUUUGUUGCUUUGCUGUAUUUCUAUUACAUUGGACAACCUACACGUGGUACUGAGUUCCCCGUUAGACUGAACGAGACUUAUGACUAUAUAAUUGUUGGAGCCGGUGCGGCGGGUUCAGUGCUAGCCUCACGUCUAUCAGAAGACCCGAACAAGGACAUCCUUCUACUGGAGGCCGGGGGGUCGGAAGAAGACAAUCCUAGCAUCCGGGUUCCUGGAGAAGCUGGGCAGCUCGCGGAGUCGGAACAGGACUGGAUGUAUUUUACAGAGCCACAGAAAAAUGCAUGCCUUGCUAUGAAAGAACAGAGGUCCUACUGGACACGCGGGAAGGUUCUUGGAGGAUCAACUGCUCUUAAUUAUUUACAAUUUGUCCGAGGUAACCGCCAUGAUUACAACAGCUGGGCUGAGGAAGGCUGUGAUGGUUGGAGCUACAAGGACGUUCUUCCAUACUUUAUCAAGUCAGAGGACAUACAGAUUGACGAGUUCAAGACAUCAGAGUAUCAUGGUACGGAUGGCCCCUUACCAAUAACUCGACCGAAUAUUACACCAAUGCAGCAGCUGUACUUAAACGCGGGUAAAAAUGUGGGUUACAACAUCACGGACUGUAACGGGGAAGACCAAAUAGGGUUUUGCUGGACGCAGUCUAAUAUAAAAAGUGGGGAGCGAUGGAGUAACUACAGAGCUUUUGUGGAGCCUCACAUGGGACGAAAUAACCUCCACAUCAGUCCAAACACUUUCACCACCAAGAUUAUCAUCAAAGACAAGAAGGCUAUUGGCGUGGAGUGUAUCAGGAACGGAAGGAAGGUCAGAGUGUUUGCCAGGAAGGAAGUGAUUUUGUCUGCUGGCGCCAUCAACUCUCCUCACCUGUUGAUGCUCUCCGGCGUCGGGCCUAAAGACCAUCUUCAAAAAUAUGGGAUUGAGUUACAUGCUGAUUUGCCAGUUGGGAAAAGUCUACAGGAGCAUAUAUUUAUGCCUCUGACAUUCACUAUUAAUACAACUGAUUCAGUGACAUUGGAGGAUAUGGCAUCCUGGUGGACUCGACUGCAGUAUAACUUGUUCGGCACAGGUUAUCUGUCGGCUUCAGCCUGCGAAGGAAUGGCGUUUAUUUAUAGUGAUUUCAAUAAAAAGAAAGACGCAGGAAAAACUUCAGACUUUCAGUUGCAAUUUCAAACAAUGCAUAUGUUCACUCCAACUAUGAAAAGUAUCAUGAAAUUCAAUUUCAAAGACGAGGUGGCUGAUAAGGUUUUCACCGCUAGGGAGGAUAAGGAAUCGAUCACAAUAGUACCAAUGCUAUUACAUCCAAAGAGUAGAGGGACAAUCCAAUUGAAGAGCACUGACCCUUUUGACUACCCAGAGAUUGACCCGCAUAAUCUUGAACACCCGGAUGAUGUCAAAAUGGCUGUUAAAAUGAUCCGCUUUGUGGAGCGGCUGGUGGACACAGAUUCAAUGCGAUCUAUUGGUAUGGAUGUUAACAGUAUGUCACCCCUGUACCAACUGUGUAUCCAACACGAGUUCCGGUCUGACGAAUUCUGGGAAUGCUACGUACGCUAUUACACAGUAAACACGGCUCACGCAACAUCAACGUGUAGAAUGGGUGCCACAAACGACAGGACUGCUGUAGUGGAUCCACAACUACGAGUAAAGGGUAUUUCCAGUUUACGUGUUGUCGACGCUUCCGUGAUGAGAAGGUUACCUGCUGGUAAUACACACGCGCCGGUGACAAUGAUUGCGGAGAAAGCUGCUGAUAUCAUUCGUCAAAGCUAACCUUACAUACUCAGUGUAGAAUAGCACUACUUAGUAUGUGAUUUUAAAAAUCUUCUACAGAAACUUGUUUUUUACAUUUAAGGACAUUUUGCAUCUAUCAGGUACUAAACAGUCAUUGAUGUAUUUUGAAGAAAUGGAAUGUGUUUAAAUCACUUUUAUAUUUACUUUUAAAAUUGGAUAGAAAUAAGACGAGGAAAUAGGCAAAUUGGAGUUAUUUAUAUUUGUAUUUCUUCUUCGAUUGAAAAGCUUUUUAAUAUCAAUAAACGUCACCCAUGUGUCUUCUUUAAAAAUAUGUACGACACAAAGAUAAACUAGAAAUAAACGAUAUUUCUGUU